Messenger RNA from Diabrotica virgifera virgifera (western corn rootworm), 10118 nucleotides. It is a transcript of the gene Nf-YA, whose product is annotated as nuclear transcription factor Y subunit alpha. Gene Ontology annotation, biological process: regulation of transcription by RNA polymerase II. The transcript has 8 exons. Gene Ontology annotation, cellular component: CCAAT-binding factor complex. The coding region runs from base 331 to 1326 and encodes 331 amino acids. Lineage: Eukaryota; Metazoa; Arthropoda; Insecta; Coleoptera; Chrysomelidae. The record is from RefSeq and is a predicted model, not a curated record. Gene Ontology annotation, molecular function: DNA-binding transcription factor activity, RNA polymerase II-specific; RNA polymerase II cis-regulatory region sequence-specific DNA binding.
CUCGUUUCGGUCGUGUGUAAUUACUUCGCGAAUCCCACUGAUUGGUGAUGAGGGUUUGGUGUUCUUCACCUGCUUAAAAUAUAAUAAGCCACUUUUCCUUUUCUACUUUUGUAAUUGGCCGCCAGUUUCCCGCGCCUGUAAAGUUCCUACACGUCGAUAAGCUGACGGAGCAUCGACCGCCGUUUGCUCGUGAGGGAGUGGUAGCGGGUAGAACCAAUACGUACCGUGUUUGUAUAUAGUGCGUUGCGACCAUUGGUCUACAAUUUGUCGACCAAUCAUUGAGAAAGUGCACACUAAAAUAUCCAAUUUCACUGAAAAGAACACAGCUCCAUGGAACAGCAGUUAGCCACAACAGCUGAUGGCCAAGUCGUCCUACAACCGAUCCAAGGCGUGGCGCCGGGCCAGGUGCAGGUGAUGCAGAUGAAUACUGGCCAGGUUAUACAAGGAGCAAAUGGCCAGCAAAUAAUGGUACAUGCAGUUCCCUCUAAUGGCCAACUCCAAGUAGCUGGAGGAGCGCAAGGAUUACAACAGAUACAGGUGGUUCCUGUAAGCAGUCUACAGCAAGGCCACGUUGUAGUUCAACCCCAACAACAACCGCAACUAGUGCAAACAUCUGACGGCCAGACUUUUAUUUACCAUCCAAUGACAAUUGAAGGAGGCAUACAACAAACUGCUCCAACAGUUCUAAACAUAAAUGGCAACUUGGUACAAAUAGCGGGGACAGCUCAGGCAGCAACAACGAAUGGAGUUACUCAAACGACGGUGGCAUCUCCCACUUCUCAAGUAGUACCACAGACUCUGACAGCUAGUACUUCUCCAAAUCAACUAGCUAUGGCUAACGGAAACUUAGUCAUGGUGAGAAACACCGCAGACAUGGUACCAAGUGCAAGUGGUCAACAGUUUCAGAGAGUACAAAUCCCAGGAACGGAGUUUUUGGAAGAAGAACCUUUAUAUGUAAACGCAAAGCAAUAUAGAAGGAUUCUCAAAAGGAGGCAAGCUAGAGCUAAAUUAGAGUCUGAGGGAAAAAUACCCAAAGAAAGACCGAAAUAUCUUCACGAGUCAAGGCAUAGACAUGCAAUGAAUAGGAUACGAGGGGAAGGAGGGCGAUUUCAUUCUGGAUCAGUCAAGAAGAGAAGGGAAGAACAAGCGAGACUACAACAACAGCAGCAACAACACCACCACCACCAACAGCAACAAACCCAUCACGAAGUACAAGGUACAAUUGGUGUGUCAUACGGAAAUAUCGAAAUGACCACACCGAUUAUUAUAGAGGGAGUUAUGCCUGAUAUGAUUAAGACAGAUCCGCUCUCUAUAGAAGGAAAUUAGUAAAGGAUAAAUUACUAAAUUAUUAUUUAUUUUUCUGUAUUGACUCUGUUGACUCUGUAAAUAGCUUUAUCAAUUGUUUUUUACUGAUUAGUUAUUAUUUUGUUACAUUUUAUGUGAUAUUUUAAUCAUCUAAUGCAGAAACUUAAAAAAUCUACUGUACUAUAUAUUUAUUUUCAGAUACAAGUUUGAAAUACUUUGUAGAAAGGAACUCUAAUACAGCAAGAGCCCGUGGCCGCUAGGCAUUUCAUAUUUAAUAAAAGCUGAAAGUUUCUUUGCGCAUGUCCCCAACACAGGUAAAAACGAUCAGUGAGUACGGACUUUGGAUCGUGGUUACGUGAGUAGGUAACAGAUAGCAAAGGUGUGUAAAAUAUUAUUAUUACUUUCCUUAACCUUUAACUACCCGCGCAUCAAGUUAUAACAUAACUACACGCGUGGCGUACUUUGUACGCCACAAGAAAAUACACUUAAAAACAGCGGAUUUGUUUAAUUUUUUUUGAAAAAAUACACUUAGUUGUUUGUUAUAAACCUUAUUCGGCAUCAGUGAAUACUUGGAGUUCCUUUUCAGUAAGCCAAUUGGGAUUUAUAACUGGAAUCAUGGAAUAAUUGGAUUCCAUGAUAAAUAAAAUUACUAAUAAAAAAUUUUUUAAAUGUGAUUUUUUACAGGAGAAAAAGUAUUGUUUACAAAGAAAAAUAUAUUUUUUGCCAUAAUGACUAAAAAACAAUUAAAAUAUGUACUUAUAUUACGACUUAUAGUAAUAUAAUCCUGGGGUAUAUUGUCCACCACCAGAAACAACAAAUAAUAAAAUGUAAAUUACGAUCUUUCCAGAACGCCGAUUAUAACGAAACUAAAACCAAAUUGUAAAGCACAUUCCAGUGAUAGGUUAGAAAAAUAAGCAAGGUCAAAAAUUAAAUUUUUAAAUACAGGGUGUCCAGAAACUCUACCGACAAACGAAGACAGGAGAUUCCUCAGAUAAUUUUAAGACAAUUUAACCCAAUUUACUUAGUCCGAAAAUGCUUCCUAAGGGAGCUAGAGCUCUUUGAAGAUGGCGUCAUGUAAUUAGUUUUUCUUGAAUACCUCCAGAAAUGAAUUGAUUCCAUCCAUUGCGAAUUUCUAGUACUGGUCAUAGGCGUCCGUUUUUUGUAGAGCAACGGUUAUUUUAUCACAUAAAUUUUUUGUCUUCAACUUUUAAGCAUUUUUGAUACUGGAUUAUUAAAUUGUGAGGUAUUCUAGUACUCAAAGGUACUCUUAAUUUAAGUCGGUAGGACACACCGUUUUCUAGAAAAAUCGAUUUGAAAGUUUUUAGUUUUGGAAAUUUGAAAAAAAAAAUUGAAAAAAAUUUAAAAAAAAGAUGCAUUUUAUCAACUUAAAGCAAGAGUAAUUUUUAGUACUCGAAUAUCUGAUAAUUGAAUAAUCUUAGUGUCAAAAAUAUUUAAAAAUUAAAGACAAUAAAGUUAUGCUAUAAAGUAACUGUUGACCUACCCAAAACGGACGCCUAUGACCGGUAAUAGAAAAUCACCAUUAAUGAAAUCGAUUAAUCUCUUGAAUAUAAAUAAAUGUACCAGUUUUCAUCUUUCUAAAUAAUUUUUUUUGAGUCUUCUUUUUUGAAAUUCAAAGAACGAAAAAUUUUCAAACCGAUUUUUCUAGAAAACGGUGUAUCCUGUCGACUUAAAGUAAGAGUAUCUUUAAGUACUAGAAUACCUCAUAAUUUAAUAAUUCAGAGUCAAAAAUGCUUAAACAUUAAAGACAAAAAAGUUAGGCGAUAAAAUAACCGUUGCCCUACCCAAAACGGACGCCUAUGACCGGUACUAGAAAUUCACAAUGGAUGGAAUCGAUUCAUUUCUGAAAAGUAAAUACGCAUACUAAUUUUCGUUUUUCUAAAUAGAAGCGUUCUGGAGGUAUUUAAGAAAAACUAAUUACAUGACGCCAUCUUCAAAGAGCUCUAACUCUCUUAGGAAGCAUUUUCGGACUAGGUGAAUUGGGUUAAAUAGUCUUAAAAUUAUCUGAGGAAUCUCCUGUCUUCGUUUGUCGGUAGAGUUUCUGGACACCCUGUAUAUUUCCAGUAGAAUUCUUAUAUCUGGCGUACAAAGUACGCCAGCGCGGGUAGUUAAAGGUUAAAGUAUAAAAGUUAAAUUUUAUAUAUGUUACUUGGACUAAUCUCUUCUUCUUUCUUCUUUCUCAUAAUCCUUAGUGCCCUUCAGGGCGUCGGAUCUAAUCUCAAAAGAUAAUAUCUCAGUAGCCGGACAGUUUCAAUGGUUUUUUCACCUUGCCGGACACAUUGAAAGUCUACUGUAGGUACGAGUGCGAGACGAUAAUAUGUACUUGAGUGUACACGAACGAGUGAGAUAGUGAGUUCCGUCUUCUGCCACCUUUUACUGCGCUUCUUCUUCUUAAAGUUCCCUCUCCUAUCGGAGAUUGGAUAUCAUAAUGGCUAUGGUCACUUUGUUGGCUGCUGCUCUGAACAGUUGUAAUGAACUACUGUUAAACCAUUCUCUAAGGUUCCUCAGCCAGGAAAUGCGUCUUCUUCCUUGGAUCCUUCCUUGCAUAACAAUUCUCAGCAACUUGUAUUUUUUUCUCCUCUGGUAAUGUGACCCAAAUAUUCCAGUUUUCUAGUUUUUAUACUCUUCACAAUUAUUUCUAACUCCUUAUUUAAACGUCGCGGUCGUAGCACUUCAACAUUGGUAAUCCUUUGAACCCACUGAAUUUUCAAUAUUCUUCUGUAACACCACAUUUGGAACGCUUCUAUUCUUCUUAUGUGUUGUCUCUUCAAUGUCCAAGCUUCCAUUCCGUAUAGCAAUAUAAAAAAUAUGUAGCAUCUUUGAGCCCUCAAUCUGAGAGGCAACUGAAGGUCUUUGUUUGUAAGCGGUGUCUUCAUUUUUAUAAAUGCUUGCCUUACAGUUUCAAUUCGGACUUUAAUUUCUUGGCUUUGGUCAUUUUUGUCAUCAACCCAGGUUCCCAGAUAUUUGUAUGUCUUCACUUUUUCUAUUUGGAUUUGCUCUAUCAUUAACCUUUCAUUUCCAUGUUCUGUUUUUGAGACAAACAUGAAUUUAGUUUUUUUCUUGUUUAUUUUUAGUCCGUAUCGAAUGCAAUAAUCGUUAAUUCUAUUUAGCAAUUCUUGUAGCGAUUCCAGUGUGUCUACCAUUAUAACAGAGUCAUCAGCGAAUCUUAUGUUAUUUACUAUUCUUCCGGUUAUAGAGAUUCCAUCACUUAGCUCCGCUAUCGCUUCCUGAAAUAUGGCUUCACUGUACAGGUUAAACAGUAGCGGCGACAGAACACAACCCUGUCUUAUUGCUCUCUUUAUAUCAAUAUUCUCGGAUUCUUGUUCUUCUAUCUUUAUAUUGGCCUUUUGAUUCCAAUACAGAUUGAUGAUAAUUCGUAAAUCUCGUCUGUCUAUAUCUCUGUUUUUCAAUAAUUCUAUUAGUUUUUUAUGUCGGACCCUGUCAAACGCUUUUUCGAAGUCGAUGAAACAGGAAUAAAUAUCCAGGUUCAUAUCUAAGCAUCGUUGAGAGAGGACAUUAAACGCAAACAAUGCCUCUCUUGUUAUAAGUCCUUUACGUAACCCAAAUUGGGUAUCAUCCAUAUCAUAUUCUAGCUUUCUGUAUAAUCUUCCAUGAAUCACCUUUAGAAAUAUUUUACUGCGCAUCAUCGUCGUAUUAUUUAUAUUUGUAUAUAUUAUAUAUUACUAUACAGGGUGUUCCUAAAGUAGCGGACAUUUUUUUAGAUUUGUUGACAGAUGGCGCUAAUAAAUCGUAUUUUUCCAAUUACAGCGCCAUCUCUCAACAAUUCUAAAAAAUGUGUCGAAUAAAUAUUCCUAAUUUUUUGAUGAGCAAUCCAAAUCUGCAUUAAAAAUCGAGGGUUCAUAUUUAAGAUUUUAAAGUUACCCCCACCCCACCUCCAGGAGUGGAGUGGAGGCCGUGUUUGGUAUCAUUCGAUAGAUUUUUGAAAAAUAUUGAAAAUGUAGUUUUCGGUUUUUCGAUCAGAUGUGAACAUUUCGCGAAAUAUUCGAUCGUCUUGCUACUUUUGGGACACCCUGUAAAAUAAUAUAUAAUAGGUUUGUUCUAGCAUCAGUUUCAAACGGUUUGAAACCAUCAGCGAAUAGUGGACCAGCGCGAGUAGAGGGAAUAUCACUUUUGACUGUAUUAUGUUCUCUCACUAACCAACUGUUUGCUGGUGGUUUCUGACUAGUUUGACUGUUUGCUAGAACAAACCUAUUAUAUAAUUAUAAAUAAUACGACUGGUAAUGCUCAGUAAAAGAUCUCAGUAGACGGAAUUCAUUAUCUCACUCGUUCGUAUACACUCGAGUACAUAUUGUCUCACGCUCGUACCUACAGUAGACUUUCAAUGUGUCCGGUAAGGUGAAAAAAUCAUUGAAACUGUCCGGCUACUGAGAUAUUCUCUUUUGAUAGCAGUCCAAGUAACAUAUUAUGAAAUUCAGCUUUUAUACUUUAAGGCAUGAUACUAUAAAUAACGAGAUAGUAUCUUCCCGUAACUCAAAUACGUCCGAAUUCGCGCAUUAUGACGUAACUGGAGACCGGAAAUUGAAUUGGAAUUCUUGUUAAAGUUAAAUGGGAUUUGUAUGCAUUCUGUGAUGAAAUUAUUCAAUUAGCAAAAUAAUAUUAAACUUCAAUAUAUUCGAAAAAAAUUUAGUGUCGAGAUUCCUCUCAAAAUAACUGUCAAAGAUAAAAUAUAAAAUACACUUAGCCUACAACCGCGAACAAUUAAAACUAAUCGGACAUUACGGAUGAUUACGAACCAUUACGAACGUAAGGUCUCCAGUUACGUCACGACUUCAGGAUGUGCGAUAUAUUAGGUUCGUUCCAAGACGACACAUUUGUACGAUCCCUUGAACCGUCACGAAAUCGAUUGGACUGUCUUAAUGCGCAGAAUCGCCCUUGAACGGUUUUAUUUCGAUCGCGAACCGAUUACCCGUAGUAACCCUCUUGGAACGUAUUUGUGUACCAUUUCAAGUUCGAGUUGCGCCUGAGCCAUUUUAAUGAGAGUACCACUAGUAGUUUGCUAGAUGGUUAGAAAUUAUCAUUUCUAACAUGUUCAUUAAAUAUCACUUCAAAAUCUUCGUCAGAAUCGAUAUCUGACAAAUCGCUCUCUUUUAUGGAAAAAAAAUAAUAAAUUAUCCAUAUUUUUAAGAUUAAUUUGAAAAAAAAAGAAUUAAUAAUUAUUUAAACGAAAAUCAAGAUUCACAGGUACUAAUAGCGUGGAUUGUGGAUUAUUUUGAUUGAAUCAUCAGCUGAUCUCAUAGCAGUGACCAUUAAAAAUGAAAACAAUCCUAACUGCGCAAGUCAGUACAAAUAGUUUCUGCUUGAAGGCAUGUAUCAAAAGGACCGUUCAUUUACCGAUUUCGAAACGGUACAUGGAUCGCUUGGAACAACACAGUGUACGAUACGAAUCAUCGUUCAUGUUCACUUGGAACGCAUUUUUUAUAAUGCGCAUGACGAGGGCAGUACGAAGGACGGUUUUCAUGUUACUUGGAACGCGCCUAUUAUCUUGUUAUUUAUAAGGCUUGUUCCAACUUGACACAAAACCGUUCUUGAACCGCCACGCUCAUGCGCAAUAACGGACAAUUAUGCGCAGUAACACAUUUUUCGUUACUGCGCGGUUCACGAACCGUUCAAGAACGGUCUUGUGUCGAGUUGGAACAAGCCUAUAGUAUCAUGCUUCAAGGAAAGUAACAUAAUAUUUUACACACCUUUGCUACCUGUUACCUGCUCAAGUAACCACGAUCCAAAGUCCGUACUCGCUUAUCGUUUUUACCUGUGUUGGGGACAUGCGCAGAGAUCUUUCAGCUUUCAUUAAAUAUGGAAUGCCUAGCGGCCACGGGGCCUUGGGCUAUAACGUAAAGUUCUGAUUAAUGGAAUAUAGGCCUUCUCAGUGGUGUGUAAAAAUUAUAAAAGUAUAUAUUUUACGCUUUACCAAGUAACUACUAAAUUAGCGAGUUAUAUAAAUGUCAAUUAUUUAUUGAAUUCUUGUGAACAUCUUGUAUGGAAUGAUGAAUGAUAAAUGGUAUGGUACAAAAUAUUUACUUAUAUUGAUUUAAUUUUAUAUUCAAUUUUUUAAACAUUGAUCGUCAUAUAAAAUAAAAAGGGGACAUACAAUGUUUGUUCUAAAAUGAUCCGACCUUUGUUCAUAAUGUCAUUCAUCUCCAUCCAGCUUGGGUCAUUAUUGGACUUAACGAUAAGCAUUCGUCGGUGCUUAAGUUUUCUUCUUACAGUGCAUAUCCGUUUCGGGUGUUGGCGACCAUCAUGGCAAUCAGCAGUUUGCACACUGCUGCUCUAAUAAGAUUUGUGGUUGUUGUGUUGAACCACGUACGUGGAUUUUCAGCCAGCACAUCCUUCGCCUUCCUGGUCUUCAUUUUCCUUCUACUUUUCCUUGUAAAUUAGUUGCAGCAGUCCAUAUUUCGCUGUUCCUCAUGCUGUAAUCGAGGAAUUCGAUUUUGGUCGUGUUUAUUAUGGUUAAGUGCUCUUUUUCUUUUUGUAUGUUUAAUAAAAAACCCUGAUUAGUAACGUGGUCGAUACACGAUAUCUUCAGGAUUCGACGAUAACGCCACAUUUCGAAAUACUCAAUUUUCUUGCAGGUGGCGUCUACGAGAGUCCACGACUCAACUUCGUACAACAGUCUAAGCCAUCAUAGUAACCUGAAUGUUAUGGGAAUUGAUAAAUCAUGACAUUUGAAUAGCUUAGCCAUUUUUGAAAUACAGAUCGUGCUUCCUCUAUCCUACAUUCGAUUUCUAUGGAAGGAUCCCAAUUUUCAUUGGUGUUCGUACCAAGGUUGGUGCAUGUUUUUGCUCUUUCUAUUUGUUGACAGUUCACACUCAGUUGUCCAAAUUUCUUCAGUCACUGAAGUAAUUCUGAAAUUCAGUUUUUGUAAUGCCUUCAAGACCAUCGUCACAUUCGUUUGAAUCAUCUCUAUGUAGUGGAAACGUUACAGGCUGUUGUCUGGACUUUAUGGAGACUGACGGAGUUGUACCCUUGUGUUUUUCCAAAAAGUCUUGCAGUAGGUUUGACAAAUGUGCUGGCGCAUUAUCGUUAUGAAGAAAACUUCAUUCCAAAAAUGUGGUCGGCUUUUUUUAGAACUAGUACUUAUAAUUCUUUGGUUAUUGUCUGACCUCUUGGAGCGUAUUUAUGGAGCAUAGACGCCCGGAUGGAAGCUUUCUUUAUGAAGACUGCUCUUUUGUUUCAGAGUCAUAACUGUAAACCCACGUCUCAAGAGUCAUAUCUUUUAAGCAUGAUUUUAUCAUGAGCGACCAUUUUUAAGUUUUUUAAUGACUUUCUACUGUACCGUUAUUCAUUUUGGAAUGCUUGACACUCACGCACCUAUCUCAUUCCCAAAUUCUCGAUUAGAAUUGUUAAAAUACUAGUUGUUUUAUAUUCCAUGAUCGUUUUGUAGUUCGUCUAACGACGGUUUUUCGAUUUUAUCCAGUAUCAUAUUUUCUAUAUUUUCCUGUGUUAUGCUGAAAGGUCAAUAUCAACAGACGUGCGGUCAUCUUUAAACCGAUAUAACCAUUCUUUUAUCUGUGUUUUGCGUAUAUACAUUAAUCUUCAAAUCACUUUUGCAUUAUUUGAAUAGUUUCUGGACAUGUUUUUUCGUGUCUGAUGCAAAACUGAAUCCUGAUUGGUUGCUUGUAUCUCCCCCUUAUUUUCAAUGAUAACAUAAAGUAACGAACACAAAAAGACAAUGUAAACAGAAGCAUGCUGUUACGAAGUAGACACUUUCUAUUGGUAAAUACUGCUUACGGAAAUUUCUACUACUGAUUUCGCUCAUACCCCACAGAGGGCACUGAAAUGUUUUGGCGUGAAGUUGUAAGGUAGAAUAAAUACAUUUGGAACAAACCUCGUAUUCAUAUUUUUAUACAGUGAUGAGCGCGCUAAUAACCGGCAAAAUAACGCAAAAGAUGGAAAACAUAAUACCUUGCGCAACACAAAGAGAUGAAAUUAGUGGAGGUGGAAAUGAUAGUUAUAAACGUAUAAAUUAACAUUACAUUACAUAGUUUCCCACCUUUAGACGUAUCGAAGGAGUAUGACAAGUGUCAUUGUGACAGUAGAAUUUAAUAAAAUACUCCUGUCACAGACGUCUAAAGGUGGGAAACUAUGUAAUGUUAAUUAUUUAUACGUUUAGAACGAUAAUUUCCAUUUCCACUAGUUUCAUCUCUUUUUGUUUCGUAAUGUAUUAUGUUUUCCAUCUUUUGCGUUAUUUUUCCGGUUAUUAGCGCAAAUUUCAAUUUCAAAGGAUUUAAAACAUUUCAUCAAAUAUUUAUUAAACAUUAAGGGUCAUAUGGCUUUUCAUUCACAGUCAUUUGUUUCGAGAUUCUGUCAUAUGUUGUAUAAUCUGUGUAUAAUAUUAAUAUACGACAUAUGACAGAAACUCGAAACAAAUGACAAUCGAUGGAAAGCCCUAUUAAGAUGAUAUUCAGAUAAAAUUAAGAAAAGCCAUAUACUGUAAAUGGAAAGAACAACACGAAAUUAUUGUACAUACAUGGACAAACUCUCUUUUGUUUUCUUCCAAAAUGAUGAUGAUAUGACGAUCAAUGUGAUAAAUUUAUGAUGAUUUGUAGAUGUUCUCCAUAAUCUUAACAUUUUGUUGCUAGAUGAUUAAAUGACAUUAAAACACAUUAAACAAUUGGUAAUAUAAUGAUGCAUAUUUUGAUUUUUUACGAAUUGUUCUGUGUUUAGAGGUAAGGACUCUUUUUGUACAUUUGUUAAUACUUUUUGACUGAUCGACUUAAAAGUGAAUGUAUUUAGAAUACGUAAUCAGUUGUACAAUAAACUUUUUUUUAUUAAAA